GUGGAUUUAUGUAUUCAUUUCCAGUAUGUAUUUCCAAAUCCUUGUUCUGAUGUCCGAAGGCUAUGGGCGGAGCCUAUUCUCGGAAAAACAUUUUCCUCAUGACAGACAACUACUUCCACCUUUCACUACAACAAUGUCUCUUGGCUCGUUCUUUUCUUUUCCAGCGUCCUCAGCGUUUUUUGACAGAAAAAAAGAUGAUGGAGUUAUCGAUAACCCAAAUGUUGAGCUGGUAAAUAGAAAUUUAUGGAGCACUUUUUUGGAAUGUGGAACCGAAAUGAUUAUCACGAAGAAAGGAAGAAGAAUGUUCCCGCUGGUGAAGCUCAAAUUAAGUGGUUUAGACAAAAACAGCAACUACACAAUAAUAAUGGAAAUGAUAUCAGUAGAUAAACUUCGUUACAAAUUUUGGAAUGGAAACUGGAUAGUUGCUGGAGUUGGAGAACAUCAUCCACUUCCGACAUGUUUUGUACAUCCACAAUCACCUAGAAGUGGUGAAUGGUGGAUGACAGAUGGAGUUGACUUCAAAAUGGCUAAACUUUCAAAUAAUCCAUUUAAUAAUGAUGGUCAUAUUGUACUCAAUUCAAUGCACCGUUAUAAUCCCCGGUUUCACAUAGUUCGAGCUGAUAGUUCGGGUCAACCAAUUCUAGCAUCUCUCAAGACAUUCUCGUUCAAGGAAACCGAGUUCAUCGCAGUGACUGCUUAUCAGAACGAUGUGGUAACGAAAUGCAAAAUCGAUAACAAUCCUUUUGCAAAAGGUUUCCGAAACAUUGAUACAGUAAGAAAACGGAAGAUGAACCAAAUUAUAAGCACUCCUCCUGCAUCCGAAGACGAAGAACCAGAAGUUAAAAGAACAAAAUCUGAAAUAGAAGCUGUUAUGUUUUCUGAUCCAAAAGUACCACAAAUGUCUCUUCAGUUGAUUUCUCAGUGGCAGGAAGCACUUUUAUCAACAAUAGUUCAAAUUCCUAUCACUAAUCAAAAAUCUUCUUCGGAGAGAAAAAGUGGAUUUGGAGUUGUUGAUUUGUUAGGAAGUUCUUGAAAUUUUGCUUUUAUUUAUUCUAUUGAUCUCAAUUCCUAUAAUUUUCUGUUUUUUUCUAAUAUUUCUGUGUAUUAACGGGUGAUAACCACUCAGAAUUUCCAAUGUUUCAAGCAAUACAUUUUUUAAUGCAAA
This is a messenger RNA of Caenorhabditis elegans, 1165 nucleotides long. RefSeq names its product Putative T-box protein 7 (gene tbx-7). The transcript has 6 exons. Gene Ontology annotation, molecular function: RNA polymerase II cis-regulatory region sequence-specific DNA binding; DNA-binding transcription factor activity. Gene Ontology annotation, biological process: regulation of DNA-templated transcription; positive regulation of DNA-templated transcription; developmental process. Gene Ontology annotation, cellular component: nucleus. NCBI's taxonomy places the organism in Eukaryota, Metazoa, Nematoda, Chromadorea, Rhabditida, Rhabditidae. The coding region runs from base 134 to 1033 and encodes 299 amino acids. The record is from RefSeq and is marked reviewed.